Messenger RNA from Plasmopara halstedii, 1551 nucleotides. RefSeq lists its product as uncharacterized. The record is from RefSeq and is a predicted model, not a curated record. Lineage: Eukaryota; Oomycota; Peronosporomycetes; Peronosporales; Peronosporaceae. The transcript is spliced from 7 exons. The coding region runs from base 1 to 1551 and encodes 516 amino acids.
AUGUUGCUCGUCUCAUUGUUUGCAACUUUGUCAAAAUUUUCCCUAAAAUCCAAAGCGUACAGUUAUAGGAUGACCGAGUCGCGGCGCAAACGGGUACAGCAAAAAGGUCGUUUCACUAUAACCGAAAUCAUUCCAGCCUCGCCAUCCUCGACGCGUAUGUCAUCGUCCACAUUUCUUGACGACGAAAUAUCUACCGAGGACUUCUCUUCAACGACUGGCGACGCACUCUCACCUUCUCAACUACGUGAAAAUAUCAAUCAAAGUAAUAAAUUUGCUUGUGAUUUGGCUGUGAGCUCCGUUCUGGUGGCUGAAAAAUCGCUCAAGCAGCCGGUCAAGUCGGUUCCGAUAGAAGAUUCAAUCACUAAUGCCACCGAAGUGACAAAUUCUGUGGUAGAAUCUGUGGUCAAAGUAUCGAUCUCAACGCCAUGCGCGAUGACUGCUCCAAGCUCGCCGUCUCGAAAAUACUCGUCUCCUAAGAAAAUGAAUCAGAGAACGCGCCGAAUCAGGCGUCGAGGGCGUUUCACUAUAAUUGAGAUGGCAUCGGACUCGCCAACGUGUAGGAAGAAUGCCGACGACUUGAACGAUCAUCGUUUCGUCACAACAACAACAGUUGAGGAUUCCUCGAAUGUAAUGCCGCAGCAGCACAGUUUAGAUAAUCUCGAACGGCGCACCAAGCCAAAACGAACAACUCGAUCUUUGUCGCGCCUUCAAAAAUCGUCAGCAUUACGUCGUUUUCGACGACGAAGUGAAAGUCCGACGCGCGGAGGAUUAAAGCCUGUGGAAAUGAUGACUUCUUCUCGAAAUUUGCAACAGCAACCGGGCCGCGGCUUGCUGCCUCAUUUGAUGACGGAGAGCUCGAAUACACUGUCAAAGUCUGCGAUUCCUGCAGCGUCGGUUGGUGACUGCGCACUGGCGAGCGCUAGCCAAGUUAGGUCCAUGACUAGCUUGGCGAUUCCCGACAAUCAGUCUUCAGUUGCAAAUACUUCGAUUUCUGCUGAACAAGACAAGUCGCCAGUGCAGGUUUCUUUGUACAAGUCGCCAAAAAACUCCAUCACCAUUACAACUGCCCAAUUUGUGCAACAGCAGCAAACGAUAGCAUCACUUAUCCGACAACAACACGAUCUGAAAGAAAUCAUUUGCGUGCUUCAGGAGCAGCAACAACAACUUUUGAUAAUUCCAUCGCAAAUCAACGAGCUCAAACGUCAAAAACUUAACCUUGAUGGCAGUGAGACCCGAGACAAUGAAAUGCGAGAACUUCUUAUGAAGGUAGACACACUGACAGCUACCAAUGAAAAACUCCAUUCGCUAAUUAACGCAGCGGAUCGCGAGGCGCGACAUCGAGCCUUGGAAAUUGAGUGCUUGUCGGAAGAAAAUGACGAAUUGCGGCACCGAUGUGGGCAGCUCGAGACCCGCUACAUGGACGAGCGUAAGCAGGGCUUUGUUCUAGAGGAAGAACUUCAGCGUUUGCGCAUGCUGUCUCUCUCUCUUCAGGAGCAGCAUGUUCGACAGCAACAACGGCAAGGCCAAAACUCCCUUCAAGCUACUGUGUAA